AUCUCUUAAUUAGCUCCACUUCUUUAGGGGCUUAUCAAACUCCUAUUUGUUCUGGAUAAUACUUUGUGACUUAGUCUUUUUUUCAAGCUAAGUGUUUUUAGCUCUCAAACUCCCUUGACCAAUGAGUUUCCUCAAUUUUAGCUCUUUACCUUAUCUCCCACUAUUCUUCAAAUAGAUAAAAGGGGAUACAAUACUUACUUAUUCAAAAUCUAUCUAUCUAUAUAUAUACACACACUCCUCAUCUUUGAUGGAUUCUUAUUUGAAAGAAUUACAAGGCAAAACAUCUCAUGAUCCUUAUUUCAAUCACCACAACAAAAUGAUAAUGAACAAGUGUGUAUUUGUUAAUGGACCAGUAAUUGUUGGAGCAGGACCAUCAGGGUUAGCCGCAGCAGCAUGUUUAACAUCAAAAGGUGUUCAAAGUUUAGUAUUAGAGAGAUCUAAUUGUAUAGCUUCUUUAUGGCAACUCAAGACCUAUGAUCGUCUUAGUCUUCAUUUGCCUAAACAAUUCUGUGAACUACCACUUAUGCCAUUCCCUCAUGAUUUCCCUACUUAUCCUACAAAACAACAGUUUAUUAAAUAUUUGGAGUCGUAUGCCAUCACGUUUAAUAUCCGUCCUCUAUUCAAUCAAACCGUAGUAUCCGCUUGUUAUGACCGGAAUCUUGGACUAUGGAGAAUCAGGACGGAUACUACUACUAGUAGUACUGAGUUUGUUACGCGUUGGUUGAUUGUGGCAACUGGAGAGAAUGCGGAGGCAGUGGUGCCUGAUAUUGAAGGAAUGGAGGAAUUUGAUGGGAGCAUAAUGCAUACGAGUUUGUAUAAAAGUGGUGAAAUUUUUAAAAGGAAAAAAGUGUUGGUUGUUGGAUGUGGAAAUUCAGGAAUGGAGGUGUGUUUGGAUCUGUGUAAUCAUCAUGCAACUCCUUCACUUGUGGUUAGAGAUACUGUACAUGUCUUACCAAGAGAAAUGCUUGGAAAAUCAACUUUUGGGCUAUCCAUGUGGUUACUAAAGUGGUUACCUAUGCGACUUGUCGAUCGAUUUUUAUUAAUUACUUCAAGAUUAUUACUCGGUGACACGUCCCGACUCGGAUUAGAUCGACCUGAGAUCGGACCUCUCGAGCUAAAAAACUUGUCCGGGAAGACCCCUGUACUUGACGUUGGAACGCUUGCUAAAAUUAAAAGUGGUGACAUUAAGGUAUGUCCUGGAAUUAAGAGAUUAUUAAAGCAUCACACGGUGGAAUUUGUAAAUGGACAAACAGAAGAGUAUGAUGCAAUAAUCUUGGCAACUGGUUACAAAAGCAAUGUGCCCUCGUGGCUAAAGGAAAAAGAGAUGUUUUCAGAGAAAGAUGGUCUACCAAAAAGGCCAUUUCCCAAUGGGUGGAAAGGAGAGUGUGGACUUUAUGCAGUGGGGUUCACCAAACGUGGCUUGCUUGGUGCUUCAAUAGAUGCAAAGAAAAUUGCUGAACACAUUCAUCAAUAUUUUCAAUGAAAAAAUAUUUUUGAUUUAACAAAAUCUCCCCACACACACACCAAGG
Molecule: messenger RNA, 1529 nt
Organism: Solanum lycopersicum (tomato)
Lineage: Eukaryota; Viridiplantae; Streptophyta; Magnoliopsida; Solanales; Solanaceae
Gene: FZY2
Product: flavin monooxygenase-like protein
Biological process (GO): auxin biosynthetic process
Molecular function (GO): flavin adenine dinucleotide binding; N,N-dimethylaniline monooxygenase activity; NADP binding
Source: RefSeq, marked validated